Molecule: messenger RNA, 807 nt
Organism: Miscanthus lutarioriparius
Lineage: Eukaryota; Viridiplantae; Streptophyta; Magnoliopsida; Poales; Poaceae
Source: the annotation of a GenBank genome assembly
AUGGAGGUCACCUCCUCCUCCUCCUCGCCUUCCGCGCCGCCGCCGGGCUCCUCGAAGCCGGCGCUCCGGCUCAACCCCGCGGCCGUCCUCCUCCGCCGCCUGCCGACCCCGACCCCCACCACGGCGACGCCCGUCACCGCGUCAGCGCCCCCCGCGCGGCCCGGCAGCGCGUCCAACCCGCUUGCCGCCUUCCUCUCCUCUCUCAUCCCCUACUGGCGCGAGCGGCAGCGGGGGGCGCCGAAACAGCCGGCCCACCCCGCCGUCUCCGCCGCUGCGGCGCGGAGGGCGGCCGAGCAGGCGGAGGCGGAGGCGCGGCAGCUGGUGGGGUGCGCGGUGCCGCUGUUCCGGCCGUACGUGGCGCAGCUGCCGUGGCACGGCGGCGCGCGGGCGUGGCUGUCGAAGCUGUUCCCGCGCUACGGCCACUACUGCGGGCCCAACUGGUCCAGCGGCAAGGAGGCCGGCUCCGUGCUCUGGGACCGCCGCCCCGUCGACCACCUCGACUUCUGCUGCUACUGCCACGACAUGGCCUACGACACCCACGACCAGGCCCAGCUCCUCCGCGCCGACCUCGCCUUCCUCCGCUGCCUCGAGGGCAGCCGCCGCACGCCCGCGCGCGAUGGCAUCGCCGCCGCAGCCAUCUACCGCGCCAUGUGCAUCUUCGGACUGAAGACGAUCCUGAUCCCGUACCGGACGAACCUCGUGCGGCUGCAGACGGGGCCGAACUACGCGGAUUUCUUCGCCGAUUUUGUGAAGAGGGUCGCGUCGUCGUCGGGCAGGCCGACCGGCGGCGAGAAGCAGAGGCUGUGA